This is a messenger RNA of Hydra vulgaris (swiftwater hydra), 1095 nucleotides long. RefSeq lists its product as uncharacterized. NCBI's taxonomy places the organism in Eukaryota, Metazoa, Cnidaria, Hydrozoa, Anthoathecata, Hydridae. The record is from RefSeq and is a predicted model, not a curated record.
AUGCCAAAUAAAGCAAAAAAUCAUGAAGACUGCAGGAAGUCUGUUUGUUUUCUUUGCAUGAGGAAAGGAGACCGAGAGUUAACUGACUUUAUCAUUGGAAGAAUUCACAAAUUGUUGAAAACGGACAUUGACUUUGAAGAUGAAAGGGUCCCACAGGCAAUUUGCAACACUUGCCGAACUCUCUUGCAAAAAAGAGAUGCUGGGGACAUGAGUGUUUCACUUCCGGCAAUCUACAACUUCUCUGCAGUUGUUGUCAAGCCUUUGACACGAACAUCAGGUCCAUGUGACUGCCUCAUUUUCCAGAUAGCAAAGCUCAAGCUCAACCAGAAACAUCCCUUGGCACCAAAAGAACAGACCAGAAACCUUGACCAAGGUGAAUCUUCCAAGCCUGGCCCUUCACCAAAUUCUCGCUUAAAGUCAUCAGAAAAAAGAUGCACACAGUGUUUGUCCAUUCUUGCAAGAGGUUUCAGACACUCAUGCACUAUCGGAACAAGACACCAAAACUUGCAAGCAUUGGUCCAGUCAGAUCCUGUUGGUGCUGAGCAAAUUGCAUCAGCCAUCAUCAGUUCAAAAGAUGCAUCUCCGGGAGGAACUGUUCGCCUUAGUCAAGCAAGAGGAGGGCAGUUAUUUCCAUUAACACCAGGCCCAGCAUCUGCACACAAAUCAACCAGUUCAACACUUACAAUGCAAAGCUUGUUAAAUGUUCAGUUGAACACAGGACUAUCCAAUACAGGAAUGCGACACUUGCUUCAACACUUAACAAAUCAACAGAAACUCGACUUGUUGAGCCAUUUUUCAGCAAAAGUUUGCUGCUCAGAAAAAGGAAAAACUGAAGAGAAGAAAGCAAUCGUUCACUGCAAAAAUCUUGAGGACUUAACCAACAAGGUGCUGCUGUCAAGGGAAUACGGCUACAAUCAUUUUGUCAAGCUUGGCAUUGAUGGAGGAGGAUCAUUCUUGAAAAUGAGCUUAUCAGUUAUCAAGGUAACUGAUGAAGAUGACGAAACAAGAAGUCCUCAACCAAAAAGUCUCCGCUUGCUGACAAGCUCAACUGCCAGACACAGGUGUCAAGCGUCAACUCAUAGUUGCCAUCGCUGA